GACUUGAGUGCCAGGAGAGCUUUGAAUAACAGAGAGAGAGAGAGGGGAGAAAUAAAAGGAAUAAGCACCACCAGCCCUCAGUCUUCUAGCAGCAAAGCGAAGACACAGGAAUAACCAUGCCUGAGCCAGUCCCUGCAGAUAAGCCGGAGGGGCAGGCCCCAGAGGAGCCGACUGAAGUGGCUGAGCCGCAGCCAGAGAUAGAUGAUGAACUCCCUGCAGACGGAGAUUCAGAAGCUGAUGGGGAUGCCGAAGCAAACCCCGCAGAGGAGGAGCCCGGGUCGACCGAGCUCAGUGGGCUUUUCGUCGAGAAGCCACCAGAAAGUAUAGUCGCUGUUGCAGGAGCGGAUCUCAUCAUCAUAGCCAAGGUUGACUCGACCACCCUGACAAGAAAACCCACCAUGAAAUGGCUGAAGGGCAAGUGGCUGGACCUUGGCAGCAAGGCUGGAAAACACAUGCAGUUCAAAGAAACUUAUGACAGGAAUACUAAGAUCUAUACUUAUGAAAUGAAGGUCAUCAAAGCGGUCGCUGGAGAUGCCGGUGGCUACAGGUGCGAGGUGACAGCAAAAGACAAGUGUGACAGCUCCCAAUUUGAAAUCUCUGUUGAGGCUGCACACCAGGAGGAGCAGCAGGCAGAUAUUUUGUCCUCCUUCAAGAGAGCGGAUGCUGGAGAGGACGACGGAAGUCUGGAUUUCAGUGCUCUGCUGAAAGCCGCUAAGAAGCCAAAGAAAAAAGUGGAACCAGAGAUCGACGUGUGGGAAUUGCUUAAGAGUGCCCAUCCGAGCGAAUAUGAGAAAAUCGCCUUUGAGUAUGGCAUCACUGACCUGAGGGGCAUGCUGAAACGACUGAAAAAGAUGAAGGUCGUCGAGCCCAAGCAUAGCGAGGCUUUCCUGACGAGGCUCGACUCUUGCUACUCAGUGGAAAAAGGCAAAAAGAUUGUCCUGAGGUGUGAGGUGGUCGAUCCUGACGUCCAGGUCAAAUGGUUGAAGAACGGCCAGGAGAUCAAACCCUCAGCCAAGUACAUUAUGGAGUCUCUCGGGAAUGUCAGAACACUUACCAUCAAUAGGGCGACCCUGGCUGAUGAUGCUGCGUAUGAGUGCGUGGUUGGUGAAGACAAGUGUUUCACAGAGGUGUUUGUCAAAGAGCCCCCUGUGACCAUCACCAAGCUUAUGGAUGACUACCACGUGGUUGUUGGAGAGAGAGUGGAGUUUGAGAUCGAGGUUUCGGAGGAGGGCGCCCACGUCAUGUGGUACUUUGAGGACAUAGAGCUUCACAAAGACAAGGAAUCCGAGAAGUUUCGCUUCAAGAAGGAUGGAAUAAAGCACACGCUCAUCAUCCUGGAGGCCACGCUGGAUGACAUUGGAAUGUACCAUGCCUGGACAAAUGGGGGGCAUACCAAAGGAGAGCUGGAGGUGGAAGAAAAACAGCUGGAGGUGUUGCAGGACAUUGCUGAUCUGACAGUCAGGGCAACAGACCAGGCUUUGUUCAAGUGUGAGGUCUCUGAUGAGAAGGUCACAGGAAAGUGGUACAAAGACGGCGUGGAGGUCUUGCCAUCCGAACGCAUCAAAAUUACUCACAUCGGAAGGUUUCAUCGGCUGCUUAUUGAUGAUGUGAAGCCAGAGGAUGCUGGAGACUACACAUUUAUUCCAGAUGGAUACGCUCUGUCAAUUUCUGCCAAACUCAACUUCUUGGAAAUUAAGGUCGACUAUGUGCCGAGACAAGAUCCUCCAAAGAUCCACCUGGACACCACCGGAAACAUGGUCUCUCAAAACACCAUCAUUGUGGUGGCCGGCAACAAGCUCCGUCUGGAUGUGGAGAUCACAGGAGAGCCAGCACCCACCUGUGUUUGGUCGAAAGGCGAUCAAGCAAUUUCAAACACUGAGGGGCGCGUACGGGUGGAGGCCAGGAAAGACCUGAGCUGCUUUGUCAUAGAGGGGGCUGAGAGGGAGGAUGAGGGCAACUACACCAUCUGUGUUACCAACCCAGCUGGAGAAGACAAGGCCAUGCUGUUUGUGAAGAUUGUGGAUGUGCCCGACCCCCCUGAGAAUGUCAGAUGUGAAUCAGUGGGAGAGGACUGCGCCAGCAUCCUUUGGGAUGUUCCCGUAUUCGAUGGCGGUGCACCACUCAAAGGUUAUCUCAUGGAGAGGAAGAAGAAAGGCUCCACCAGAUGGACAAAGCUCAACUUUGAUGUAUACGAAGCGACUACAUACGAGGCUAAGAGGAUGAUUGAAGGCGUUAUGUAUGAGAUGAGGGUGUUUGCCAUCAACAGCAUUGGCAUGUCUCCGCCGAGUCUCACCUCCAAACCCUUCAUGCCUAUUGCCCCAACUAGCGAGCCAAUACGUCUGUCAGUGCACGACGUGACGGACAGCACAUGCACCCUGAAGUGGCAAGCCCCGGAGAAGAUUGGAGCCGGGGGCCUGGAUGGCUACGUUAUUGAAUACUGCAAGGAAGGAGAAACUGAGUGGGUGGUGGCAAACCAGGAACUUUGUGAGAGGCAAGGAUUCAUGGUGCGUGGCCUCCCCACGGGAGAGAAGAUCAACUUCAGGGUGACGGCGGUAAACAUUGCUGGACGCAGCCCUCCAGCGGUGCUGUCACAGCCCGUCACCAUCCGUGAGAUCAUGGAGUAUCCUAAGAUCCGCCUCCCUCGCGACCUGAGAACAAAGUACAUCAGGAAAGUAGGAGAAAAGAUCAACCUGACCAUCCCCUUCCAGGGUAAGCCACGCCCUGUCGCAACCUGGUACAAGGAUGGUCAACCCCUGGACGAAAAGAUGGUCAACGUCCGUAACUCAAACGUGGACAGCAUCCUCUUCAUCCGCGCCGCAGAGAGAGAGCACUCUGGUACAUACGAGCUGGUGCUAAAGAUCGAGAACAUGGAGGACAGAGCCAGCCUUGUCAUCAGGAUUGUGGAUAAACCUGGACCUCCUCUGAAGCUGCAUGUGACAGAAGUCUGGGGCUUCAAUGCAGCGCUGGAGUGGCAGCCCCCCAAGGAUGACGGCAACUGUGACAUUACUGGAUACACCAUCCAGAAGGCAGACAUGAAGACUAAGGAUUGGUUCACUAUUUAUGAGCACAACAGACGAACAAACUGCACAUCUUCAGAUCUCAUCAUGGGCAACGAAUACAUGUUCCGUGUCUUAAGUGAAAACCUCUGCGGCCUGAGCGAGGACGCGUGCUUAAGCAAGAACACGGCUGUCAUUGCCAAAACAGGCCUGGAGCUCAAGUCAAACCCCUAUAAGGAGAAAGACAUGUGCUGUGUGCCCAAGUUUACUCAGCCCCUGAUUGACAGAUCUGUAGUGGCCGGUUACAGUACCGCCAUCAGUUGCUCCGUCAAAGGCUUCCCCAAGCCUAAGAUCACCUGGAGGAAGAACAAUAUUAUCAUCAGUGAUGAUCCCAAGUUCUUGAUGCGGAACAACCAGGGAGUGCUGACCCUGAACAUUCGCAAGCCAGGCACCUUUGACGGAGGAAAAUACUCCUGCGUGGCCGUCAACGAGCUCGGCACCGAUGAAGUGGAGUGCAAGCUGGACGUCCGACUUCCCUUGGCCAUAGACGCGCAGAAGAAGUGAGACACCGAACAGCAAAGAAUGUGAAAUGAUAUGAGCCAAUGGACAGUGAAUAUCAGUAUGUAGAGCACACACUGUCAAGAUAAUAAAAUAUAUGCCUGCUAGAAAUAA
This is a messenger RNA of Sebastes umbrosus (honeycomb rockfish), 3668 nucleotides long. It is a transcript of the gene mybpc2b, whose product is annotated as myosin binding protein Cb. The transcript is spliced from 33 exons. Gene Ontology annotation, molecular function: protein binding. Bases 117 to 3560 code for a protein of 1147 amino acids. NCBI's taxonomy places the organism in Eukaryota, Metazoa, Chordata, Actinopteri, Perciformes, Sebastidae. The record is from RefSeq and is a predicted model, not a curated record.